GAGGGGCCGCUUUCCCGGUGCUGCGUGUGCCUGCAUCCUUGCGCAUGGCUGCCUCUUCCCCGGCAGCCUUCGGCCGAACCUGUUUGCCGAGCAGCACAGCACCAUGUGACUCCAGCCCGGAGCUGUACUGAGCAUGGGCGAAGCCAUCUGGGCCGCGGUGCUCCUUUCGGAGAACAACAAAGCCAGCGGGAGCAGCCCGCUGACGAGCCUUUUUUGUUUCCGCCCAGUCAAGCGGCUGGGUGCUCUUUUUCUCUGGCCCUUUGAGCAGUGGAGACCGCUCCGAUUCGUGUGCAGGGCUCACGGCUCUGGCAGCGUCGCAUCGCCGGCCCCUUGAGCGCACCCCCCUUCCCGGGCCUUCAGCAGCGGCGGAGGCAACUGUCAUGUGAGGCCGAGUUUGCCCUGGCCAAUGAGGAGCCCGCAGCACAGCGCUGACGUCAGGCCCAGCGCUGCGCUCUCAGCCUUUUGGAGUGACUUGGUUGCCCGGGCGACGGAAGCACAUACUCCCUAGACUGGCUCACCGCCCUGACAUCAAGGCUUGGAUGUCUCUCUUGCCGCUUCCAGGCUGGAUGGUAGCAUGGAGGGGAGAGGCCUAUAGCCCUGCAGAAGGAGCUGUCAACCACUAAGCAAAUGGACAUCAAAGGCCAGUACUGGACUGAUGAUGAUUCCGAUGGCGACAAUGAGUCAGAGGAAUUCUUAUAUGGAGUACAGGGGACCUGCGCGGCGGACCUGUACCGGCACCCGCAGCUGGAUGCGGACAUUGAGGCUGUGAAGGAGCUCUACAGUGAGAAUUCUGUGUCUGUCCGAGAAUAUGGGACCAUUGACGAUGUGGACAUUGACCUGCAUAUCAACAUUGGCUUCCUAGAUGAGGAAGUGGCAACAGCCUGGAAGGUCCUCCGGACCGAGCCCAUCGUUCUGCGCCUGCGGUUCUCCCUUUCCCAGUAUCUGGAUGGCCCCGAACCAUCCAUCGAGGUUUUCCAGCCAUCCAAUAAGGAAGGGUUUGGACUGGGCCUACAGCUGAAGAAGAUACUGGGAAUGUUCACAUCCCAGCAAUGGAAGCACCUCAGCAAUGACUUCCUCAAGACCCAGCAAGAAAAGCGGCACAGCUGGUUCAAGGCCAGUGGCACCAUCAAGAAAUUCCGGGCUGGUCUCAGCAUCUUUUCACCCAUCCCCAAGUCUCCCAGCUUCCCUGUCAUCCAGGACUCCAUGCUAAAGGGCAAGCUGGGUGUGCCAGAGCUGCGUGUCAACCGUCUCAUGAACCGCUCCAUCUCCUGCACGAUGAAGAACCCCAAGGUGGAGGUGUUCGGCUACCCCCCCAGCACCCAGGCAGGUGUCGCCCCAUUCAACAUCCUGGUUGGUGGCCACUGCAAAAACAUCCCCACCUUGGAGUACGGGUUUCUUGUCCAGAUUAUGAAGUAUGCAGAACAGAGGAUUCCUACGCUGAAUGAAUAUUGUGUGGUUUGUGAUGAACAGCACGUCUUCCAGAAUGGAUCCAUGCUGAAGCCAGCAGUAUGCACACGGGAGUUGUGUGUCUUCUCGUUCUAUACUUUGGGCGUGAUGUCCGGUGCUGCGGAGGAGGUGGCUACAGGAGCAGAGGUAGUGGACCUCCUUGUGGCCAUGUGCCGAGCAGCCUUGGAGUCCCCGCGCAAGAGCAUCAUCUUUGAGCCUUACCCUUCCGUUGUGGACCCCAGUGACCCCAAGACCCUUGCCUUCAACCCCAAGAAGAAGAAUUAUGAGCGACUGCAGAAGGCCCUGGACAGUGUCAUGUCAAUCCGUGAAAUGACCCAAGGUUCCUACCUGGAGAUCAAGAAACAAAUGGACAAGUUGGACCCUCUGGCCCAUCCUCUCCUGCAGUGGAUAAUCUCCAGCAACAGAUCUCACAUUGUCAAGCUACCUCUCAGCAGGCAGCUGAAAUUUAUGCACACCUCACACCAGUUCCUCCUGCUGAGCAGCCCGCCUGCCAAGGAGGCGCGCUUCCGGACAGCCAAGAAGCUGUAUGGCAGCACCUUCGCCUUCCAUGGCUCUCAUAUUGAGAACUGGCAUUCCAUUCUGCGCAAUGGGUUGGUCAACGCAUCCUACACCAAGUUGCAGCUGCAUGGAGCAGCCUAUGGCAAAGGCAUCUAUUUGAGCCCCAUCUCCAGUAUUUCCUUUGGAUACUCAGGGAUGGGGAAAGGGCAACACAGAAUGCCCUCCAAGGAUGAGCUCGUGCAGAGGUAUAACCGAAUGAACACCAUCCCCCAGACUCGUUCCAUCCAGUCCAGGUUCUUGCAGAGUCGCAAUCUCAAUUGCAUCGCACUUUGUGAAGUGAUCACGUCGAAGGAUCUUCAGAAGCACGGCAACAUCUGGGUGUGCCCGGUGUCGGACCACGUCUGCACUCGCUUUUUCUUUGUGUAUGAAGAUGGCCAAGUCGGAGAUGCCAACAUCAAUACUCAGGACCCCAAGAUCCAAAAGGAGAUCAUGCGUGUGAUUGGCACUCAGGUCUAUACAAACUGAGGGGGUAGCACACUCCUUUCCUUCAGCACGGGCCAGCGCGACCCCUGCCACCCCCGCCUGGGUGGAAGGGGGCCAGGCAUCAGAGGCGGCGGAAGAAGCAAGGACCACCCUGGCAGGAUGAGGACCAAGACGCACAGGGGCCACGGGGUUGCCGGCCUCACUUCUGGGCAGCCGAGGCCCUGGCAGCCCCUCCGGAGGGGUGCCGGCUGCUUCACCCAGCCUGUAUGUAGAGUACCGAGAGAGACUUGGAGGGCUGGACUUGGAACCAGCCCCUCGGAUGGUUGGGAUGGCUGACUUGGCACUCCCGCGUUUACAGUGAUGAUCUUUUAAACAAUGAAAUCAAGCAAAAAAGAAAAAAAGAAAAAAAAAUUGCGAGAGAGAGUGAGCGAGAGAGCGAGAGAGAGCGAGAGAGAGCAAAUGGUUUUAGCUUAUUAAAAUACUCUUUAAAAAAAAGAA
Molecule: messenger RNA, 2946 nt
Organism: Hemicordylus capensis (graceful crag lizard)
Lineage: Eukaryota; Metazoa; Chordata; Lepidosauria; Squamata; Cordylidae
Gene: PARP6
Product: poly(ADP-ribose) polymerase family member 6
Exons: 23
Coding region: 628-2490 (620 amino acids)
Biological process (GO): endoplasmic reticulum unfolded protein response
Cellular component (GO): nuclear envelope; endoplasmic reticulum tubular network; intracellular anatomical structure
Molecular function (GO): kinase binding; NAD+ poly-ADP-ribosyltransferase activity; protein serine/threonine kinase activator activity
Source: RefSeq, a predicted model, not a curated record